Messenger RNA from Passer domesticus (house sparrow), 2087 nucleotides. RefSeq names its product vasoactive intestinal polypeptide receptor 1-like. Gene Ontology annotation, biological process: adenylate cyclase-modulating G protein-coupled receptor signaling pathway; cell surface receptor signaling pathway. Gene Ontology annotation, cellular component: plasma membrane. The record is from RefSeq and is a predicted model, not a curated record. The transcript is spliced from 13 exons. Bases 140 to 1408 code for a protein of 422 amino acids. Lineage: Eukaryota; Metazoa; Chordata; Aves; Passeriformes; Passeridae. Gene Ontology annotation, molecular function: G protein-coupled peptide receptor activity; peptide hormone binding.
GAUACGGGGCAGGGCUGGGCAGGGCAGAGGGGAGAGGGCAGGGAGGCGCGGGGCACCCCCGCAGCCCCGGCUCGUGAAGGAGGAGCUGGGCUGUCCCCAGACCCUCGGGGACAGCGCCGGGACCCCACGGGCUGCAGCCAUGGAGGGUCCCCGGCAGCCGCCCCGGCCCUGCUCGCUGCUGCUCCUGCUGCUGCUGCCCACGCUUCAGGUGCAGGGGACUCAUCCCGACUGCUCCAUCGUCCUCCACUUCCAGGAGCUGGAGGCGGAAUGUCUGCAGAGGAUCCGGAGCGAGCGGCAGAGCCCGGGGCAGGCGGGGCAGGGCUGCCCGACCGAGUGGGACGGGGUGAGCUGCUGGCCCGCCCUGCCCCUUGGCCAGUCCCGAGGUGUCGCCUGUCCCGAGAUCCUGAGCGUCUUCAAGAAGUCCAAAGGGCUGAUCCAGAGGAACUGCACCGAGUGGGGCUGGAGCCCCCCCAGCCCCCCCUACCACAGCACCUGCCAGCUGGAGACCCUGGACAGCAGCAACGACACCGAGGCCAAGAGAGGCCAUUUUGUCACCAUGAAGGUGCUCUACACCUGUGGCUACUCCACGUCGCUGGCAGCGCUGCUCCUGGCCAUCGGCAUCUUCUGCUGCUUCAGGAAGCUGCACUGCACCAGGAAUUCCAUCCACAUCCACUUCUUCACCUCCUUCAUCCUGCGGGGCACGGCCGUGUUCAUCAAGGACCGCGUCCUCUUCUCGGACGAGUCCAUCGACCACUGCACAAUGUCCACGGUGACCUGCAAGGCAGCCAUCGCCUUCUUCCAGUACUCAGUGCUGGCCAACUUCUACUGGCUGCUGGUGGAGGGGCUGUACCUGCAGACGCUGCUGCUGCUCACCUUCACCUGCGACAGGAGCUACACCUGGGGCUACGUCCUCAUCGGCUGGGGUGUCCCCAUGGUCACAGUCGGGGUGUGGGUGCUCACCAGGCUCCAGUAUGACAACCACGGGUGCUGGGAUGACUACUCCAGUGUGUACUGGUGGGUGAUCAAGGCUCCCAUCCUCCUGGCCAUAUUUGUGAACUUCCUCAUCUUCCUCAACGUCACCAGGAUGUUGGCACAGAAGAUCCGGUGCCCGGACCUCAGCAGAACCCACAAGCAGCAGUACAUGAGGCUGACCAAGUCCACGCUGCUGCUCAUCCCCCUCUUCGGGGUGCACUACGUGGUGUUCGCGCUCUUCCCCGAGCACGUGGGCGUGGACGCCCGGCUCUACUUCGAGCUGGUGCUGGGCUCCUACCAGGGCUUCCUGGUGGCUCUGCUCUACUGUUUCCUCAACGGGGAGGUCCAGGCUGAGAUCAGGAGGAACUGGGGCACGUGGCAGAGGUCCAUGGAGAGCAACGUCUUCAACCUGGCCACCCAGGACUUCACAGCGUGAGCAGGACAGUGCUCCUGGGCUGGAGCAGCUCCGUGCCCCCAGAAAGGCCCAAACCCCCUGAUUUCGGGGGUUCUGGGUCUGGCACCUUCAGAGGGUGUUGGCAACAACCAUGGGAGAGGCUCUGCCUUCUCAGCCCUGGUGGAUCUUGCACCCUGUGGUAGCACCUCACCCCCAGGGCUCUCACUGCUUUGGGGCAGAGUUUCAGGCAAAGGGAAGAGAAGUUCUCCACUUUUCUGCCCGAAACUGGGGAGGAACACAAAAAUCCCUCUCCAAGGGACAGCUGGUGGGUUUUGUUUGCACUGAAGGAAAAGGAGCAGCACCGAUACUGGAGGGAUUCACUGAUUGAUGUUUUCCCCCUUCCUUUGUUUAUAAAAUCAUUUCCCAUCUGGGAAGAUUCCUAAACACAGCCAAGAGCCCCCCUGGGGAUGGAGGGAGGAUACAGAGAGGCAAAACCCCACACCUCUACAAGAGACCCCCAGUGGCCUCAGGACCCAGUUGCUCCCCAGUUCCCAAAACGCUUCCCUUUCUCCCGUGUGGGUUGAUCAAAUUGGAGAUGUUCCCUUGCCAGGAGAGCUCUCCCAGUCCUUUGCUCUGAGGAAUGGGACUCAUGUGGCUUCCUUGGGGGGUCUUUUUCCAGGGACAGGAAGGGCUUUGACAAUAAAAUCUCAUUCCAAGUCCA